Plodia interpunctella (Indianmeal moth) is the source of this 1988-nucleotide messenger RNA. RefSeq lists its product as uncharacterized. Gene Ontology annotation, molecular function: sequence-specific DNA binding. The record is from RefSeq and is a predicted model, not a curated record. Lineage: Eukaryota; Metazoa; Arthropoda; Insecta; Lepidoptera; Pyralidae. The transcript is spliced from 3 exons. The coding region runs from base 1213 to 1938 and encodes 241 amino acids.
CAAUUCUGUUCCUCCUGUCUAUGUAGCCAAGCCAUAGCGCUUCUCUUUGUGUUUAGGCAUUAGUGUGGAUAAGCUCAUUUAUCUAAUGGUGAAAUCGCAUUUAUUUCAAUUGGUUAACUUAAUUUACCUAACCACACCUGUGCUAAAAAGAAUAAUUAUUUGAUCUCCAUUUUUUGUUCAUUUUAGAAAAGUCUUAUGGGGUUUUCCUAAUUUUAAUGUUCCUAUUUGAUUUAUCUGCUUAGAAAUGGUUGUUUUGCUGAAUUAGAAUUUGGUUGGAGAAUCUUCCUAUAAGAAUUUUACGUGGAUACAUUUUUAGAGCAAAAUAAAAACGUUACGAAUGUAUGUGCAAGCACAUUAACAUCAUUAUUUAAGUAUACUUACACUAGCAGCCCGUCCCGGCUUCGCUUGGGUAAAAAUAAAAUAAAUUAUACACCUAAACCUUUCUCAGGAAUCACACUAUCUAUUGGUAAAAACCGCAUGAAAAUCCGAGCAGUAGUUUUUGAGUUUAUCGCGAACAGACAUACAGACGUGGCAGAAGACUGUUUUAUAUUAUGUAAGGAUAUUGUAAGCGUAUGCUUCAUAUAUCAAUAAUACUGUCUCCAUAUAAAAAAUAUGAUUAUGGUAUUACUUACCUACCUUCUGGUAUGAUAGUGACACUGUUUAAAUAAGUUUCUUUCAGCAUAUCUUCUAAGCGGUGGUCGUUCCGAAAUGCUAGUACUAAAACAAAAAACAAAAUUUUAUAUGGAGCUUGCAAGACAGUAACGCAUAGAGUUUAAAAGUACAGAGUGUUCCUAUUUAAUUUAUUCAGUUGAGCAGAGAUUUUUUGUCAUAAACCCUAGGUAAGACGCCUGGAACAACAUUCACCAACAACUGUGAAAAUUUUAUGCACCAAAGUUUUUUCAGUUAAUAUAUGUGGUCUAGUAAAGCAUUUUUGAUAUAGGUACUUUGAGACCGAAAAAAUAUAGUAAAUGUCGUAAUUCAUAAAAGUAAUCAAAACGUCUAUUUCUGAAUAAAUUAUUUAACUUCGUACUGCGUUUUCGUACAUAAGCAUACCUACGGCGCAUGUGUGUGUGUCUACUAGCCUCUGCGUCGCGUCGCUUUACAUGUGUGACGGUCAGUAGACAAGCUUAGGGCCGCGCAACGGCUGCCAUAUUUGUUUCGAGCUCCUGCUCAGUUGGCUAAAGUACGGGUAAAUAGAUUCCGAGGUGUAAAAUGGUUACAUAUUGUACAGUUUGCAUGAACAAUACUAGAAGGAAUAAAGAUAUUUCAUAUUUCAAUUAUCCCAAGGAUUCCAAUAGAAUGAAGUGGUUAAAUGCUGUCGGGCGGGAAGAUCUUGUGCUUAAAAUUAUUGACGAUAACACAAGGCAAAGAUACAGAAUAUGCGAGGAUCACUUCGAAAGAUCUAAUAUAUUUUUUGCCAAAAAUAAAACUAAGAAAUAUUUAUGUGACAAUGCUUUUCCAACGCUUAAUUUGCCUUCAAAUGAUGGUGCAAUUUCAAGCCAAUUGAAGUCUAUAUCUGCACAAGAAAAUCAGGAUAUUCAAGUUAUACAUAAAACUGAACCAUGUUCUAGCCCAGAUAUUUUUUUAAAUAACACUGCAAUUUCGCAAGAUCAAAUAUCUCGUAGCAUUAAGACGGAACCUGAUGAGCAAACUAAUGAGCAUAAAGCAGCACAAACGGCGAGUCACCUUUUAGCGGACUCUCCAAAUAAGCGGAAAUUGACACUCGAACUUCCAGAAGCAAAAAAACAUAAGACGUGUGCUUUAGAUAGUGUAACAAAAGAAGACUUUUUAAAAUUGUGUGGCGAGUAUACAAGAGCUACGCAUCGCAUUAAGCGCGAGGAUCUCGUUUCACGUUGCUGCGCGGGAAUUGCACAAUGGACAUUGUGUGGAGUCUUCAGAAAAACAGAGAAUGGCUUCGCACGUAGUUAUUCAUACUAACUAUAUUAUGAUACACGGCUAUUGUCUGCUGAAUGUAUAAAUACAGAUGU